Molecule: messenger RNA, 1498 nt
Organism: Contarinia nasturtii (swede midge)
Lineage: Eukaryota; Metazoa; Arthropoda; Insecta; Diptera; Cecidomyiidae
Exons: 3
Coding region: 387-1136 (249 amino acids)
Molecular function (GO): protein binding
Source: RefSeq, a predicted model, not a curated record
AAAAAAACAGUUAAUAAUAAUAAAACAAGCUGCUGUUUCAAAUCGAUUAUUAUUUUAUUGUAAUGGCAACUGUUCAAAUAUCUUAUCCGAAUAAGAAUUCGAAACCGAAAAAAUCCCAUAUGAAAGUUAAAAUACCGCUUAAAUCAUUUAAAAUAUACUACCCUGAACCGUUCAUUCCGUCCAAUUUAAAUUGGUCAACCCUGCGCUUGUCAAUCGAAAAAUCGAAUUUGACAUGUCAAAUGUUGUGAUACAAAGGGGAAUUUGUUACUCGUACAAAGCGCACAUCAAUUUCACAAUUAUUGAUUUCGUGAGAAAAGUCUCACACAAUUUCGACGCUGUCAAAACUGUGAAUAUAUAAUAUUGUUUUUUUUUUGCGCCGAAAAAUCAUGAAUAAUCAAAAGUCGAGGCUGAAACGAAUUGACAUAAUCGCAUUAGAGUUCGGUGGGUAUGAGGUAGAGCACCAUCCUGCACCAUCCGAAGGUCAAAGCCGAAAACGAAAGCACAAUGCAAGUGGCAACAACAUUGAGUACGAUGCGCUAAAAAUUGCCGCGAUGAAACCUCUCGUACCAUUGAAAAAAUUGAGGCUCGACGAUAAUCAAAAUUCCAAGCUUAAAUCCAAGCUGACGCUAACCGAUAUGCCCUACGACAUUUUUGAGCCGAUCUUCAAACGCUUGAAUCUGAUCGAUCUCUUAAGCAUAGCUGAUGUCAGCAAAUAUGGAAGAAAAAUGGCCCAAAUUUAUUAUUGGUGGAAGUAUCGAAAGUCAACCGUUUGCAUAACCAGCCAUUUUACGACCAAUCAACGUAUGUACGACAUAAACGAUGGCGAAAUUGUGAUAAAAGAUUAUAAAACAACAGUCGAUCUAUUUCGAUGUUUUGGUAAAAUGGUUAAAUCACUUGAAGUGAUUAGUUUUCCGAAAUUUCAAUCGAUACUACAUCAUGUGAAAUAUAUCAUGAUGCUUCAUAAGAUAUCCGAAUGCCUAGAUCUUACAUUGACAAAACUUAAGAUUCAAGGUGACGAAAAAACGGUUCUAAGUGGUCUACGUACACAUUGGGCUUGGCAAUUAACAAUUAACGGAAAAGUAACGUAUGAUUGUUUGUUAAAUAAAUUAUUAUUAGAUCCACGGAAUGGAAACUAAUCCAACACAAUAUUAACCCAACACAUAUUUAAUCCAAAGAGAAAUGAUAUAGCUUAAGUAGGACCAUUUUGUUGAUACCAUGUAGGACCAGAUUGAGAAUUACACAAUUUGAUAGAUUAAAAUUCAUCCAAAGAAAGUAUUUUUCCAAAGCUCCAAUUUGUAAUUGUCAAAAAUUAUUAUAUCAAAUCAUCAUUCAACAAAGAUAAUCAUUCGAUAAGGAAAACAUUUUGUAUACAGUAGAAGAUUACGUAUGCUAAACAAUAAGUUUCAUGGGAAAAAUUGACAUAAAAAAUAGUGCAACACUAUUCAGGGAUUAAAAAAAUCCAAAAUUUCUUUGCAAAAAAAUUCAAAAAUAGAUCAAG